AGUGCCGCUGUUCAGCCUCUAUUUGGCCAGCCGUGUAACAAUUUUGGCCGCUGUUGGCGUAUGUUAGGUGCAACGGCACUGUUCACGCUUGGGUCAGGAAUUUGCGGCGGAGCUGUCAACAGCAGCAUGCUCAUAGCGGGUCGUGGGAUUCAAUGCGCAGGUUCCGGCGGCAUGGUCAUGAUCUCA
Molecule: messenger RNA, 186 nt
Organism: Paraphaeosphaeria sporulosa
Lineage: Eukaryota; Fungi; Ascomycota; Dothideomycetes; Pleosporales; Didymosphaeriaceae
Exons: 1
Biological process (GO): transmembrane transport
Molecular function (GO): transmembrane transporter activity
Source: RefSeq, a predicted model, not a curated record